Messenger RNA from Penicillium samsonianum, 803 nucleotides. RefSeq lists its product as uncharacterized. The record is from RefSeq and is a predicted model, not a curated record. Bases 170 to 757 code for a protein of 195 amino acids. The transcript is spliced from 2 exons. NCBI's taxonomy places the organism in Eukaryota, Fungi, Ascomycota, Eurotiomycetes, Eurotiales, Aspergillaceae.
CAGCAAGGAUGCAAAAAAAAAACACAAAAAAACGGCUAGAUAGUUCCAUUGUUUGCCAUCAAUCCCCGCUUUAAAAAGUCCUUUGGUCCCCGAGAAGAUUGAAAUCGCAAUCAAUUCAUCCCUUGUAUAUAUAUCCCCCCACCUGCAUAGGUAUAUCCACAUAUCCAUCAUGAGAAGAUAUCAACAACAUACACACGCAAGCUGGCACCGCGCCUACGCAGACAAAUUCGAUUGCCCUUGGUGCCAAACCCCUGACCGGGCAGAAACACCUCAGAACCAGAACCACAACAACCGCAAGCAAUCCGCAAAGGGCUCAGACAAUGGCAGAUCCAGCAGAGCAAAUGCUACAUCGACACCAGUCGGACGUCGGAUAGCUCACGAGAGCUCUGAUGUUCCUAUCGAAGACCAGGCUGCCGAUACCCCGCUCGAACCACAGACGCCAGAUUCAGCUCCGCACGUGAAUGACGAAGAGACUCCAGGGCAGGAAUCCGAUUCAAAUUACGCGCGGUACAAUAUGGGACGCACUGCGAGGCACGAUGGCUUGAAUCCCGCGUUCGCGUCAGAUACACUGCGUCCGCCGCUUCCUGAGGAGUGGACGAAGGAGAUUGAGGAUCGGGAACAUGGUGCUGCGGAAUGGAGCCCACCGGCCGUGGAAGAUUGGCGCUCGGGGCUAGAUGCGCCUGUGGAGUUUCAAAUGCCCGGUGACGAGAAAAUUGGCUCCCCGGAGUUGAAUGUGAGGGAGUUAGAAAAGUCCUGAGAAAGACUUGGGUGAAGUAGAUACAUCAAAACAUUCAUAUUAAACU